Gavialis gangeticus (Gharial) is the source of this 4036-nucleotide messenger RNA. RefSeq names its product tubby bipartite transcription factor (gene TUB). Lineage: Eukaryota; Metazoa; Chordata; Crocodylia; Gavialidae. Gene Ontology annotation, biological process: protein localization to cilium. The record is from RefSeq and is a predicted model, not a curated record. The transcript has 12 exons. Bases 246 to 1763 code for a protein of 505 amino acids. Gene Ontology annotation, cellular component: cilium.
UAGCUUGCGAGCUCCAACUAAAAAUCAGUAGCUGUGCAUUUAAUUCUGGUCCUACCUUGCAAGGCUGUAGGUAGUAUUCAGCAUCCUUGCAAUCAGUUUGUUUUCAGAGACGGGUGUUGUUGGUUUUUUGUUUUUCCUUUUUUUUAAAACACUCCUUUGGUCCAUCCCCUUCAUAAACCCUCGCAGAGAAUCAGUGGCUGUGUGGAGAAGCAAAUAAUAAAAGUGCAGUGGCUGAAUCCCAGAGAAUGGAUGGUGUCAGCAGCAACAGGACCAUGUCCUACAGUAGAUGGAGUUAUGACAGUGUUUUAGAUGAUGAGGGCAGCAGUCUGCGUCAACAAAAGCUUGAUAGACAGCGAGCAUUGUUAGAACAGAAGCAGAAAAAAAAGCGCCAGGAGCCACUAAUGGUUCAGUCCAAUGUGGACAGCCGUACUAGAACACGCAGAACGAAACAUUCAGAGGAACAAGCGCCGUUGGUUGAAUCCUAUCUUAACAGCAACAGCAGCACCAUUUACCAUGUUCAGGAGGCCGAGCAGGAAGAUGUAAAGGUGGUAGCAGAUGCUCAAGCUCCAAAAUCGACUAAAAAAACCAAGGCAGCAGCUGCAAGCUGUCAAACUGGCAGCACCAGAAAGGAGAAAAAGGGGAAACACAAAGGAAUUGAUGGCCCGGCUGCUUUUCAAGAUGAGGUUAAGGAGAUAGGAAGCCAAAUUCAGAUUCUUACGGUUGGACAAUCUAACCACGAUGAGGGUGAUGGAGAGAUGACGGCUAGUGGCCAGCAACAAAGCAAGCAGGACCUUAGAGCAACAAUGCAGAAAAAGGGUAUUUCCAGCAGCAUGAAUUUUGACGAAGAAGAAGAUGAAGAGGAUGAAGACAGUUCAAGUUCCUCCCAGUUAAACAGUAACACCCGGCCUGGUUCUGCAACAAGCAAAAAAUCGAACAAGGAAGCAGCCUCAGCACCCAGCCCUUCCACAAAUGAAGCUGUCAUAGAUGUUGAUGAUCUGGAAGAAUUUGCUGUCAGACCCGCUCCACAGGGCGUCACAGUCAAAUGCCGAAUCACAAGAGACAAGAAGGGAAUGGAUCGAGGAAUGUACCCCACUUAUUACCUCCACUUGGAAAGGGAGGACGGUAAAAAGGUAUUUCUAUUAGCUGGAAGGAAACGAAAGAAGAGCAAAACCUCUAAUUACCUCAUCUCCAUAGACCCAACUGACCUGUCUCGUGGUGGAGAGAGUUUCAUUGGAAAGCUAAGAUCAAAUCUUAUGGGAACUAAGUUUACAGUAUAUGACAGUGGUGUAAAUCCAAUGAAAACAACAUCAAGCCUAGAAGCAAGUAACCUGCGUCAGGAGCUAGCUGCUAUUUGUUAUGAAACAAAUGUCUUGGGCUUCAAAGGACCUCGCAAAAUGAGUGUGAUCAUACCAGGCAUGAAUAUGGACCAUGAAAGAGUUUCUAUCAGGCCACGAAACGAACAUGAAACGCUUCUCGCAAGAUGGCAGAACAAAAAUACAGAGAGCGUCAUUGAACUGCACAACAAGACUCCAGUCUGGAACGAUGACACCCAGUCUUACGUUUUAAAUUUCCACGGUCGAGUCACACAGGCCUCAGUGAAAAACUUCCAAAUUAUUCACGAUAAUGAUCCUGACUAUAUAGUCAUGCAGUUUGGCCGUGUGGCUGAGGAUGUAUUCACCAUGGACUACAACUAUCCAAUGUGUGCACUACAAGCAUUUGCCAUUGCUCUCUCCAGCUUUGACAGCAAACUGGCUUGUGAAUAAACAAGAGUGGUAAAGUAUUCACACAGCUGAAGCAGUAUGCCACAAAGGGAAAACAGGAUUCCAACUACUUGCUGGUGACAUUUGGGGUUCAUGCUAAACAGGCCAGGGAAAAGUACAUUUUUGGAAGGACCAUGGGAUUGUUGUGGAGAAAAAUUAUGUGAAUCUUUUAAAAAUUCAGGACAUUCAGGAAAUAUUGGGUUUUUUUCUGUUUAUAUAUUUUUCUGGAAGUGGCAUCAAGUUUCUGUAAAUAGAAGUCCAUUCUAACAUUCUCAGUUAUGUUAUGGAGAUGUGCCAUGAUGUACUGUACCUUGGCUCAUGUAGCACCAUUAGAAGUGGUGUGUCUUUUUCUAAAUCCAGAAAGCUAUCUUAAAAAAAGAAAAAAAAAUCAUUUUUACAUUUAAGAAGCAUUUGGAGGCUGUAAUCAUACCUCAAGAUUAAUUUAAUCCAUGGAAUACUUUGAGCUUCACAUCACCCAGCAUAGAAGAAAGAUCACCAAAAAAGAUGCACUUUUUGAAUUUGCAAGGAUCUCAUGUAGUACAAAGCCAAGGCUGAGAGUAGAAAGCCUGUACUGGACUGAACUUGAUUUGUUACUAUUUAUGUAAAGGGGCACGGUGAAUUUUAAUUACAGUAGGGGAAAAAAGAGAAGUAGAAAGCACAAAAUAAUGUUGCACAAGUCACUUGAAUUUUAAGGAAUCAUUUCAUGUUUUAACAUCUUCAUGCUAUUAAUUUCUGUCUCAAAUAUAAAUGUAUUGGAAUGACAGAAAAUGAGUAUAAGCCUGAAUACCAGCAGAACACAACUUUAAACUCAAUUUGGCAUGUUGGAAACUAUAUUCUUGUAUCACUGUAGCAGUUCAGAUGCAUAUUUUGUGUCAAGUGAUAUACAUAGUUGGAUAAAGGUCUCUUCCCAGAGAUGCAUCAUUUUAAACCAGUUGUUCAUUUGGCAGAGGAAGCAAGUGCAAAUAUUAUAUUAAAUCUGUUUGGCCUUUUGUGAUUUUAAAUUUUGCUGGUUGAGUUUUGUCAAACGUUCAGUGACAACCAAUCUCCAUAUUUAUUUCCCUUUGUAAGAAUGCUUGAAACCUAUUGAAACUGUAUGUCACUUUAUAAUGUCAAAGUGCCAGCUACUGAGCAACAUGCUUCUAGGCAGAUAUUGUGUACGUUAUGUACAAAAUAGAUGCACGCAGGGUAUUCAACUAGCUUAAAACAGCAUUUUCUUCUGUUUCACCUUUUCUAAUGGGUCUGGAAUAUAUAAGCAAAUUUUGUUCCAAAACAUAAGCUCUGUGCACACGAUUUUCUGGUAUUUUAAACAUUUCAAAUUUCAUCCAGGCAGAGACUUUAACUGUGAGCAAUGCAUAAACCCCCUUAAGAAUAAUGGAGAUUGAGUCUCUCCCAUCCUUUGUGCCAUUCAAAAAAUAGUACCCCAAACUGACACAUAACUAAUAGGAUUUAUAUACAGUUCAUCAAAAGAACGUUAAAAAUGUGAAUAACAUGUAAAAGGAACAGCCACAUUUUAUACUAUGCUUAUCACAAUCCCUUUUCCUAUCCUGUAUAGCAUCUCUACAUUGCACAACCAAAGAUUAUAUAAUGAGAAAAUGUGAUCAGAUCUGCUUGUCUCACAGCCUGCAGUCCUUUUAUAACUUCAAGAGACAGGCCGGGAAGACAGGUUGUGCCAUUUGGACGGUAUGAUUUCAAUUAAUAAACGAAAUAUGUUUGAUUCUGUGCAUUUGCCUCCAGGUCUCCAAAAGUGGGAGCAAAAAAAUUUCAGCAGACAAAUGUACUUGCUGUGGGAUUAUUAUAUCUUGAUAUUCAGCUUUGUUUGAAAGCCUCAGCUUUGUUUUUUUGGGAGGUAGGGGAGGGAAAGGGAUGAAAAAAAAUAUAUCAGCAACCCUUUUUAAAUGUCAGUGAAGUUAAUGGAAAAAAGCCUCCUGGUUUUUACAGCUGUUUGCUUGAUGGGUCCAACUAUCAGAUACUUUGUUUAAAUGGCAGUUUUCCCUUUAUCUUUGUUUUUUUGGCCAACCCCCCCCGUUUCUUAUUAUAGUGUAAAAUAAGAAACUAUUUCCUAAUUUAAGAGGAAUGUACUGUCCAUUCCUACAGUGGAUGAUAACGAGCCAUUUCUUGCAGUUUUCAUUAUUCAGCACUUUGCUCAUGUAAGACUACAGCAAAUGGGUGCCUUAUUCUCUGCAUUUGUCAGUGAGUUCUAUACCACCUGCCUCUCUCUCAGCCGCUGUCCAUUAUGUGACUCUGAAUUUUAACAAAUAAAUGGCGUUUAUGUCUGA